AUGUCGUCGUACGCGUACUCGGACUACGGGGAGAAACCGACGGAGCGGUCAAGAUGGACGCCGUUGAACAGGAUGUUGUUGUCUGGAGAGAUGACACAGGAGAAACAGAAGGAUUUGUCCAUGGCGGAGAAGUUCGACCGAUGGAUGAUUAACGAGGGUUACCGAAGAUUUUUUGUCUUCGUUUUCAUGGCUCUGCACGCCAUGGUUUUCGCAUUUGGUUUCGUCAACUAUGCCGUCAAGGAUAACCUGCAAGUUGCGCGAGACACCUUUGGUCCGACCUACAUGAUUGCCAGAUCCGCCGCUCUGGUGCUCCAUAUCGACGUUGCUCUGGUUCUGCUGCCGGUGUGCAGGACGUUUAUCUCCAUCGCCAGACAGACGCCCCUGAACGGCAUUAUCCAGUUCGACAAGAACAUCACCUUCCAUAUUACUACGGCGUGGUCCAUCUUCUUCUUCUCGUGGGUCCACACGAUUGCUCACUGGAACAACUUUGCACAGAUCGCGGCCAAGAACAACCUGGGUAUCUACGGCUGGCUUCUUGCCAACUUUGUAUCCGGACCUGGCUGGACGGGAUAUAUCAUGUUGAUUGCGCUGACCGGCAUGGUGCUGACCUCGUAUGAGAAGCCCCGACGAGCCAACUACGAACGAUUCUGGUACACUCACCACAUGUUCAUCGUUUUCUUCCUGUUCUGGUCCUUCCACGGAGCCUUUUGCAUGAUCCAGCCCGACACCGCACCGUUCUGCAUUUCUGUCGGAACGACAGCCAUCGGUGUCUUCUGGCAGUACUGGAUGUAUGGUGGUUUCAUUUACCUGGCUGAGCGUGUUGCGCGCGAGGUUCGAGGACGACACAAGACCUACAUCUCCAAGGUCAUCCAGCAUCCCAGCAACGUCUGCGAGAUCCAGAUCAAGAAGGAGAACACCAAGACGAGGGCCGGACAGUACAUCUUCUUCUGCUGCCCCGAGGUGUCGCUGUGGCAAUACCACCCUUUCACCCUCACCAGCGCACCGGAGGAAGACUACAUCUCGAUCCACAUGCGUGUCGCCGGUGACUUCACGACGGCCGUGGCCACCACUCUUGGCUGCGACUUUGGCAAGAAGGGCAAGGAUACCUCAAAGGUCGUCGGUGUGGACGGGCAGAGCAGCGAUGUCGACCCGGCCCUGAAGCGAGUCCUUCCUCGAGUCUACGUUGAUGGGCCCUUUGGUUCCGCCUCCGAGGACGUGUUCAAGUACGAGGUUGCCGUUCUGUGCGGUGCUGGUAUUGGUGUCACGCCCUUCGCCUCGAUUCUGAAGUCGAUCUGGUACCGCAUGAACUACCCGCAGAAGAAGACGCGCCUGGCCAAGGUCUACUUCUUCUGGAUCUGCCGAGACUUUGGCUCCUUCGAGUGGUUCCGCUCGCUCCUGCUGGCCAUCGAGGCCCAGGACGUCGACGGCCGCAUCGAGAUCCACACGUACCUGACGGCCAAGAUCAAGGCCGACGAUGCCACCAACAUCAUGAUCAACGACGCCAACGCCGACAAGGACACCAUUACCGGCCUGAGGAGUCCGACCAACUUCGGCCGCCCCAACUGGGACAUGAUCUUCCGCGGUAUCCGGAAGCUGCACGCACCCGCCGAGGCCGGCGUGUUCUUCUGCGGACCGAAGGGUCUAGGUAGUGCGCUGCAUAUCUUCUGUAACAAGUACAGUGAACCUGGUUUCUCCUUUGUCUGGGGCAAAGAAAACUUCUAG
Molecule: messenger RNA, 1722 nt
Organism: Neoarthrinium moseri
Lineage: Eukaryota; Fungi; Ascomycota; Sordariomycetes; Amphisphaeriales; Apiosporaceae
Exons: 3
Coding region: 1-1722 (573 amino acids)
Biological process (GO): superoxide anion generation; defense response
Cellular component (GO): NADPH oxidase complex; plasma membrane
Molecular function (GO): superoxide-generating NAD(P)H oxidase activity
Source: RefSeq, a predicted model, not a curated record